AAACAGUUUACCAUACUGGAGCUCAUCGGGGCAGUGGUCGGUACUUUUACGGCAACAAUUUCCCUGUUCCUCUGUGGCUACUGUCUGCUGUUCAUACAUCGGAAGAGGAAUUCGAAGGAAGUCCGCGGACUCCUGAGAGAAAUUUCCAGCACGCAAUCAUAUCACCAAAUCCCGAUGCCCAAUGCUCCGAGAAAAGCCCCCGCAUAUCAGAUGAUAGAUCCUGGGUUGGCUUCUUCUACCGCAGCUACCUCCUUUCUCGCCUCUUUUGUUGGCCCCAUGGAAGACAUGGGCAAUGUGAUUUACACCAACGGCCAGGUGACCAACAUCUCAACCGCAGCCCCAACAGCCAACACACAUAACCCCCUCCUCUAUACCAGCUACGACCCCACCAUCAUCAACGGUGCUCUCUACUCUGACUGUCCGACAUACGAUUCUCCACAGUCCCGACAGCCCACACCGAACCAGGCGCCCCCACUGCCACCA
This is a messenger RNA of Dibothriocephalus latus, 483 nucleotides long. The record is from the annotation of a GenBank genome assembly. NCBI's taxonomy places the organism in Eukaryota, Metazoa, Platyhelminthes, Cestoda, Diphyllobothriidea, Diphyllobothriidae.